This is a messenger RNA of Belonocnema kinseyi, 1107 nucleotides long. RefSeq names its product pyridoxal kinase (gene Pdxk). Gene Ontology annotation, molecular function: pyridoxal kinase activity. The coding region runs from base 52 to 939 and encodes 295 amino acids. The transcript is spliced from 7 exons. NCBI's taxonomy places the organism in Eukaryota, Metazoa, Arthropoda, Insecta, Hymenoptera, Cynipidae. Gene Ontology annotation, cellular component: cytosol. Gene Ontology annotation, biological process: pyridoxal 5'-phosphate salvage. The record is from RefSeq and is a predicted model, not a curated record.
UGUCGUCUGAAGACUGCACCUGCAGACGUGGAAUUGACUAGAGAAUCUAAAAUGAGUUGUAAGCAGCCACACGUUCUUUCAAUUCAAAGUCAUGUCGUUUCUGGAUACGUUGGAAAUAAAAGUGCCACUUUUCCAUUGCAGUUGCUUGGAUUCGAUGUCGAUACAAUCAAUUCCGUUCAAUUAUCUAAUCAUACAGGUUACAAGGUUUUCAAAGGACAAGUGCUAAACGAUCAAGACUUAACGCAACUGGUAGAUGGAUUAGCGGAAAAUGAGCUUGACAAUUAUAGUCACUUACUCACUGGUUACGUGGGAUCUGCUUCCUUCUUGAAUAGAAUAGCUCAGUUGGUCAAGGCUCUCAAGAUUAAGAAUCCGAAUCUAGUUUAUGUUUGCGAUCCUGUCUUGGGCGACAAUGGGCACAUGUAUGUUCCGGAAGAAUUGAAAAAUAUUUAUAAAAAUGAUAUCCUCCCAUUGGCCGAUAUCAUAACACCCAAUCAAUUCGAAUUGGAGCUUCUUACUGGACUGACUAUAAAAACAAUGUCGGAAUUAAAAGAAGCAAUAAAAGUUCUGCACAGCAAGGGUCCAAAAAUUGUCGCUGUUUCGUCAACAGACAUUGAAAAUAAGUUAACAUCGGUAACGAGCGUAAGCAAAGAUAAUACAAUGAUAAAGAUAGAAGUUCCGAGAAUACCAGCAAUUUACACUGGUUCUGGUGACCUUUUUGCUGCGUUGCUGUUGGCUCAUACUUAUCUGGAAGAUGAUAUCAAAAUUUCUCUUGAAAAAACGAUAAACACACUUUUUGAAGUUCUUGAAAAAACCUACCACCAUUCUCUGACUAUCAAGGAAGCAAAUGCACAGCAAGCAAAGAAAAUUGAACUUCGAUUGAUUCAAAGCAAAAAGAAUAUUGAAAAUCCAAACAUUCUACUUCGUGCUGUGAAUUUUUAAGGCAGAGUACUUAAUAAAAAAAAUGUAUUUUUAGUUUACAAGGAAUCUAAGCUCCUCGAAUAAAAAAGUCAGCCAUAUACUUAAUUCGAGACUUAAUUUAGAAAUCGUGUGUUAGUCAAAAAUUGUACAGUGGUGCCUAAAACUUAAAAUGACAAAAUUGAAAAGCAC